CUAACCGCCUUGAACCUGGGUGAACUCGCACGGUGUAAAAUUCCGGGGGGACUCCCGUAGACAUUUAAACAAAGAUAAGUGUAACGACCGUGUCUCCUCAUCACUGGGAAUCCGCGCAUUCUUCAUCAUUUGGCCCCCCCAUCCCUCCAUUCUUCUCCGUUGGGCCGCAAAGAGAUGAAAACUUUGUCCUAAGGAACCUGCAAGAAAGUCUUCCUUUCGGACCUGUGCAACUACUUGGGGUAUCAACAAUAUGAAAGGCUCUGAGUGUAGCUUAGAAAAGAAAAAAAUGGUUAAGAUGCCGGCGCGGAAGCUUCGUGAGGUCGUUUCUCCAAGUCGGAGAGGUCAUUUAGCUUUGGUGCAAGAUGAGUUGCCCCGUGUGCCUCCAGCCUUGACUACAAAUAAACAUCUUCCCAUUCGAAUGGAGGCUACCUUAAAUAGAACCUUAUGUGGUACAUCAGAUUUAACUUCUGAAAGAAAUCACCAGCAUCUGUUAGAAAAUCCCACUGGAUCAGAAAACGGUUUUUCCAAAGAUAUUGUGGUGCAUGGGCUACCUUUGGAUCAAACAGAAGAGAACAACAGACAAAACGCAAAUGACAUCUUUAUUUCUCAGUACACAGUGGGACAGAAAGAUGCUCUAAGAACAGUUCUAAAGCAAAAAGUUCAAAGCAUGCCUGUUUCUAAGGAAGUAAAGGUACACCUUUUAGAAAAUGCAGGUGCUGAAAAGGAUGCUGUUACCCAGGAGGCUAGAACUUCGCCCAGUGGAAUUGAUUCAGCUACGACUGUGGCUGCAGCCACUGCGGCGGCCAUUGCAACAGCAGCUCCACUGAUAAAGGUACAUAGUGAUUUGGAAGCCAAAGUUAAUUCUGUUACAGAAUUACUUAAUAAAUUACAAGAGACUGAUAAAAACUUGCAAUGGGUUACGGAGCAGCAAACAAGCAUUCAGAAUAAUCAAAACAAACUACACUGUCAUGAUCAUGAAAAACAAAUAAGUGUGCUAAUGGAGCAGCACUUUAAGCAACUUGAAAAACUACAGCAACAACAAAUAGAUAUUCAGACUCAACUUAUUAGUGCUGCACUGAAGACCAAUAAUUUUCAGCCUGCUAGCCUGCCCCUCUCCAGAGCAAUGGAAAUGAGUUCCGUCAUUCCAGAACAUUCUCAUGUUAGCAGCAGCAGUCUAUCUUCACAUAAGACCUUUGCUUCUAAACAAGUACCUUUAAAGGAAGUUGAAGAUAAGGGCGUUGAGGAACAGAAAUCUCCUUUAGAAACACCAGCACCACGCAGGUUUGCUCCUAUACCUGUGUCAAGGGAUGAGGAGAUAUCCAAGAAAGAAAAUCCUAUGGAAGAAAAAGAAAAUAUGGCAAUGUCAGGUUAUAGAGGACAUGGAAGAUUAUUAGAACAAAUAUUGAAUAAUAAUGAUUUUUUGACAAGAAAAAGUGAAUCAUCAGAAAAGUCUUCACUAGGGUCAAGUUUGGCAUGGACUCCUGAGAAAAGAAACAGUAUUGAAACUCUACCUUCUCAAAGAUUUCCUUCCUGUGAAGAGCUAGGAACAGCCAAAGUGACUAUGCAGAAGCAUAAUGAUGUUCUUCAUAAUCUUGGCCAAAAGAAGAGGGAAACAAAUGGCAAAUUCCAGCCAAAAGAAUCUUCAAUUCCAUUGAAGUUAGCUGAUCUUCCACAGAAUUCUGUUAAGCUUCAAACGAACAAUGCAACGAGAUCUAUAUUGAAAGAUGCUGAGCAGAUUUUGAGAGGAGUACAAAACAAUAAGAAAGUACUUGAAGAAAACCUGGAAGCUAUUGUUCGUGCUAAGGAUGGAGCUGCUAUGUAUUCAUUUAUCAAUUCUUUAUCUACCAAUAGAGAGAUGUCAGAGAAAAUUAGGAUCAAAAAGAAAGUAGAUGAAUGGAUUAAAACCAUUUCUGCAGAAAUUCAGGAUGAAUUCUCAAGAAAAGAUUGUGAACAAAAAAGAUUUGAUCAGAAGAAUCAAAAGAUCAAGACUACUCAGAAUGUGAACAAAGAUAUUAAAAUGAACAUACAAGACAGAGAUUUUAGUAAAUCUGUAAUUCCACGAAAGUGCUCUCAGAAACAAGAAGAGUAUUUUAGAAGCCCACCGAUGAGGAACAUGCCUGCCUCAAGCUUACUGAAAGAGAGAAAAGUAGAGCUUUUGAAAUCAACCACAGUUCUACAAGAUGAGGAUUAUAUGUUACAAAUAUAUGGAAAGCCAAUUUAUCAGGGCCACCGCAGCACUCUUAAAAAAGGACCUUAUCUCAGAUUUAAUUCUCCAUCUCCUAGGUCCAAACCACAGAGACCAAAAGUGAUAGAACGAGUUAAAGGUACUAAAGUCAAAUCAAUAAGGACACAAACUGACUUUUAUGCAACAAAACCCAUGAAGGUGGGCUCUAAAAUAAACUAUCUCAAACCUACACUGCCUCAUGGUGAUCAGCAGUAUUUGUUCAGCCCAAGCAGAAAAAGACCUUCUGUUUCAGGUACCCGGGAAGGCCAUCUAAUUCCUAUGGCAGUUCUCCUAGGACAAACACAAAGUAAUAGCGAUUCCAUGCCACCUGCUGGAGUGAUUAUAAAGAAGCCACACCCUGUAACAGUGACUACUUCUAUUCCUCCAUCAUGUCAGCAAAGAGAAGCUAGAGUAAAGAAACCUAAUAUAGCAGUUGUUGAAAUGAAGUCAGAAAAAAAAGAUCCUCCUCAGCUUGCUGUACAGGUAUUGCCGAGUGUAGAUAUUGACAGCAUUUCCUACAGCAGUGCAGAUGCUGAGUCCCCUCUGCCCUGUCCCCGAGAAGCUUCUCUUUCUCCACCAUACACUGGGAUACAGAUUCCAGAAUUUGUAAAGGUAGAUGACGACUUGAAGUUGCCUGGAACUAACUUGAAUGAAGUAAUUGAUGUUACACAGGAAGAAGAAACACGUGAUGAAAUUCCAGAAUGUUCUGAACCAAUGUUGGAGUUUAACAGAAGUGUUAAAGUUCUUUCUACAAAAUAUAAUGGUCCUCCAUUUCCACCAGUUGUUUCUACAUUUCAGCCAACUACUAAUAUUCUAGAGAAAGUAAUAGAGAAAAAAGAAACAUUGGAAAAUGACUUAGUUCAGUGGGUAGAACAAGAAAUAAUGUCAAGAAUUAUCUCUAGACUCUUUCCAAUCCAGCAUCAGGCCAGGCCUAAUGACAGUGAUUCAGUUAGUGAAGCAAGUGAAUCAUUGACUUCUGACAUUGUGGAAGGAACAAGUGGCAGUGCUCUUCAGCUCUUUGUUGAUGCGGGUGUUCCGGUGAAUUCAGACAUGAUUAGCCAUUUUGUGAAUGAAGCUCUUGCUGAGACCAUUGCUGUCAUGCUGGGUGACCGGGAAACAAAGAAGCAAGCUCCUGCUACCACCAGUGCUUCUGGUGAUAUUUCAACAAAUGAAACAUGCUUGCCGGAAACAUGCGAAAGAGUGUAUACCCCAGUGGCUACCCCACAGCCUACUCCUCCUGGCUCACCUCCAGCAUCCCCUAAGCUCGUGUUAUUACAAACUCCAGAUUCCUCUCCCUGCGAUUCAGAUCAUGAGAUAGCUUUUUCUGUGAAAGAAAUAGUUGCUGAAAAAGAAAAAUCUGUAGGGACUGAUAUGUCUGCCAUCACACUUAAUACUCCAACAGUUACUCCUACUUUGACACCUCCCUCAGCAGCUGCUCUUACCCCAACUUUGUCAGAGAUUUCCAUUGAUAAAAUGAAGAUAAUGAGCUCAGAUUUGAAGAUUCCUAAGCCAUGGGGAGAUGGAGACCUGCCAUUGGAUGAAGAGAAUCCUAAUUCAUUUCAAGAGGAUCUUCAACCAAGAGCUAUAGUAAUGUCUGUGGCUAAAGAGGAAGAACCUGAGGACAUGGUCCUCCCUGCUCAGCCUGCACCUCCAGAGUCAGUUCCCUUCAUACCAUUUCCUGCAGCUCCCAAGGCUCCUUCUCCCGUACAGAUGAUCAGUUCACGUUCAUCCACACUGGAGAGCACAUUGAGUGCUACUGUCACGGAGACGGAAACUUUAGAUAGACCCAUCUCUGAAGGAGAAAUUUUAUUUAGCUAUGGUCAAAAAUUGGCUUCCAGGAUUUUAAAAGAUGGAGGAUUGUACCACACAAACCUAAAUGAUAGCUUAUCAAGCACUCUGCAGGAUGCCCUUGAAAUGGAAGAUGAUCCUCCCAGUGAAGGACAGGUGAUUAAGAUGCCCCAUAAAAAAUCUCAUCUAGAUGCAGUUCGUUUUCUUACUAAACAAAACCAGGAGUUGGGUUCACAGCAAGCAGUCUAUCAUUCUGAGGACUUGGAUAUCAGUGUGGGUGAACUUAGUGAAGGUCAGAGGCCCAGGCUGACAACCGCAGUGGAAAACAUCUUAAUGGGCCAGUCUUUCUAUAUGCCACUGUCCAUUGUCAAUGCAGAGUCUGUGGAUCAGCCGUGUGACCCUAGGCCAUUAUUUCAGCAGUCCAGCACAGGUUCAGGUGGUAUUUAUGAAGAUUCCUGUGCUAGUCAUGGUCCAAUGAGUUUGGGAGAAUUGGAAUUACAGCCAGAUUCGAACCUGAUUCUUCCCACAACUCAUCUGACAACACAAGAAAGUGAUACUAAGUUACCAGAAGCAGCAGCAAAUUUUUCUCAGUACCAACAGACUAAGAAAGACCAAGGUGUUAAACAAGAUGAACACAAGCCAGUACAAUGUCGUGUAAUACAUGUCAAAAGUAAAUCUGAUGUUUCACUUUCACAACAACCAGGUGGCGAGGUAGUACCACUCUUCACUUCACAAAGAGCACCUGCCAAGAUGUCCGUGACGCUGCCCUCUGUGAAUAUGGAGAAUGACUCUCAGUCUCUGUGCAGGGACACGGAGUCCUCCGAGUCAGACACCUUCUGAGUGGAAGUGAGAGCCAGAACUGUGAUCAUGGAUGCCUUUCACUUAAAUCCAUUUCUCAGACUAUUUUGUGGUCUUUGAACACAUUCAGGGAAGCCAUUUCUGAUUUUUUCAUCAAAAUGAAAAGCAUAACUGUAAUGUUUUUGAAUAAAAUAAAUA
Messenger RNA from Dipodomys ordii (Ord's kangaroo rat), 5008 nucleotides. Its product is annotated as KIAA0586 ortholog. Gene Ontology annotation, cellular component: ciliary basal body; centriole. NCBI's taxonomy places the organism in Eukaryota, Metazoa, Chordata, Mammalia, Rodentia, Heteromyidae. The transcript is spliced from 30 exons. Gene Ontology annotation, biological process: smoothened signaling pathway. The coding region runs from base 251 to 4852 and encodes 1533 amino acids. The record is from RefSeq and is a predicted model, not a curated record.